AUGGAGCGAAAGACAACAAUACACAACAGUAAACAACAAGACAACAUCCUGCCACCCUUAUGCAAACGCCCCCACGAGAGCCAUCAGCGUGGCGCCGGCCACGACGGACACGAACGCCUGCGUCCGCCGGCGGCCGUGCAGCGUCGUGUAGCUCUUUUCCGUCAAAAAGUCCUCGGCCAGCAGCUGUACGAGGCCGGCAAACAGCAGCAGGCCGCUCGAUAUGGCGUUCAUGAUGCCGACCAUGAGCAGGCCCGUCUGGCUCAUGGGGUCGUAGAGGUUGUGCACGAGCAGGCCAAUGGCCUGGCCCAGGGGCGUGGUGCCGCCGUAGGCCAGGACCAUGAGCCAGGGCUGGUAGGAGGCGCGGGGGAAGUGGAUGGCGGCGAUGCGGCUGCCGAGGGCCAGGCCCUCGAAGCACUGGUGGAAGGCGAUGGCGACGAGAAAAACGACAAAGGCGGGGCCCGUGGCGACGCUGAGGGCCAUGCCGAUGAAGACGCUGUGGAACAGGAUGCCGGCCUCCAGGAGCAUGCACUGCAGCAUGAGCCGCUUCUGCUCCUCGGCGUCGGGGCGGUGGGGCGCGAUACCUUCGCCUUGGUUCUGGCCGUGGCCGGCCGUGGUCGUGGCCGGGUCGAGCUCGUCGAGGUGCAGGGCGAGGUCGAGCGACCCGUCGUCGCCGUCGUCGCUGCCGGUGCCAUCCCGGCCGUCCUGGGAGCGCGUCGUCUUCCGAUAGCCGUUUCCCAUUCCAUGUCCAUGUCCAUGUCCAUUUCCACUGCCGUUGCCGUUGCCGUUGACAGGCGGCACGGGCGACGACUCUGGCAGGGGCGACGCGCCCGCCAUCAGGCCCUCGCCCUCGCCCUCGCCCUCGCCCUCGCUGGCCACGACGUCCAAGGCAAUGUUGUCGGGCCGGUAGCUCGCGCCGCGGCGCGCAGCCAGGCCGGACCCGACCGUCGUCGACGAGCUGCGGGCGCGUUGGCCAGAGGGCCGCUGGUGUUCGUCGCUGUCCUCGGUGUCGACCUCCUCCCACAUGUGCGCGUGCGAGUGCGCGUGGCCGGCGCCGCGGGUCGUCAGGUACGACUCGAGCCCGACGACGCCAAUGGCAAAGACCAUGGCGAUGAGGCCCGCGAGGGGCGUGUAGCCCUGGCUGAAAAAGGGCGGGAGGCACGGGUCGGUGAGGGAGACAAAGGCGGUCGGCAGCAGGUGCACAAAGGCGGUGGCGAUGAGGACGCCGGUGCCAAAGUGCUGCGACAGGAAGACGACGUUGGACGGGCGCAUGCCGCUGGCGCGCCGGCUGAACAGGGGGAAGCCGCACGAGAGGACGCUGAUGGCGAGGAUCAGAAAGAGGGCGAAGACGUGCAGACCCGUCUCGUAGUUGCCGCGCUUGCCCGAGCCGCACUCGGGCCGCGGUGCAUCGCUGUCGGCACUGCUGCUGCCGCCGUGGCGGCGCGCGAGCUCGGCACGGAGAACUUGGAGGUGACGAUGCCGUCGUCGGAAAGUGAUGUCAAGGAGGACAGAAGACAGUGGGCGACCGUGGACGAAUAG
Molecule: messenger RNA, 1536 nt
Organism: Sporothrix brasiliensis 5110
Lineage: Eukaryota; Fungi; Ascomycota; Sordariomycetes; Ophiostomatales; Ophiostomataceae
Exons: 2
Coding region: 1-1536 (511 amino acids)
Source: RefSeq, a predicted model, not a curated record